GGUGGCGAGGAGGAGCUCCGCCGCCGCGCUCCGUCCGCGUAAACGCCCGGCUGUGAGACGCACUUGGAUUAGCGGGCAUUCGGCCGUGGGCGCUCGUAACGGCUCCGGGGCGCAGCGCCGCUCAUGAAUUAAUCCCAUAAAAAGGAGCGCAGCGGCUUGGAGUCAGUGUGCGGGCAAAGGACGACACCUUGGUUCCACGAAGAGCCCGUUACGCAUCCGUUAGAUUCUCUGGAGCCGCAGAAGUGAGGACUGAAACCGAACCUGGCAGAGGUCAUUCUGCAUCCACCAUCUGUCCUCUGCUUUCGGGAAACGAGACAAACAAAUGUCGUCGGCUGGUUGACAGAUGAGAUGUACAAUCAGUGGAAAGUCAGGAGGACCUGAAGAGGCCGGGGAAAGAGACGCUCCUGCGAGGGGAAGAUAUGAGGCCGACGGGCUCCCUCUGGAUCCUCCUGGCUCUCCCAGUGUGGGCGACGGCGGCGAUGGCGGCGGGCGCCGAGGCCGGACUCGGCGUGACGGAGGCGCCGAGUCAGGGUCAAUACAAAUGUCAUGAGAUGUCCAGAGGAGACCGCAGAGAGAACAGAACCGGCGUGUUCUGCGGCCACACGUGGGACGGCCUGUUGUGCUGGGACGAGACGCCAGCUGGGACGUCUGUAACGCGAAGCUGCCCAGAUCGCCCUGACCUGGCCCCGAACGAAAAGGUGACCAGAUACUGUGAUGAAUUGGGGAACUGGGUUCAGACCGGGUCCUCCUGUCAGCCGGCUUUAAAAGACAAAUUAGAGAAGGACGACCAACGCUUCCUAAGGGAUGCUGCCGAAGAGGCUGCGCGGACCAACGCAGGCCGCGGUUCUGCUGUGAAAAGGAUGAUCCUGGAGAACCAGAGGAGAUGCCUGGAGAGAAUGAAGCAGGAGCCGGCUCAUAAGAACCCAGGUCCGUUCUGCAGCCGUAACUGGGACGGCUGGUUGUGCUGGGACGACACUCCGGCGGGAACGCACGCCUCCCAGAACUGCCCCGAUUAUUUCGUGGACUUUGACAUCGCAGGUGUGCGGCGAGACGUCACGGGAUUUCACGCCGUCGCUGAAUUCGCCUCCCGCCCUCCCUUGACUUCAGAAAAGGCAACGAAGUACUGCGGCGAGGACGGGCAGUGGUUCCGACACCCGGAGUCCAACCGGACUUGGAGCAAUUACACACUGUGUGUCGUCAACCUUAAGGAGAAGCUCAGGGCAGCGGCCCAGCUCGCGGGAGAACCCGAGGUCCAGCCCUUCGACGAGGCCACCGUCAGCCCCGCCGUUGAUCCGGACCAGCGCAAGAAGAUUCUGGAGAACCAGUACAAGUGCUUCGAGAAAAUGAACCGAGAGCGGCCUUACAACAAGUCAGGUCUGUACUGCAGCCGUAACUGGGACGGCUGGUUGUGCUGGGACGACACGCCUGCGGGAACCUACACCUCCCAGAACUGCCCCAAUUACUUUUUGGACUUCGACCCCACAGAAAAGGCCACGAAGUACUGUGGAGAGGAUGGUCAAUGGUUUCGCCACCCAGAUACCAACAGGACAUGGUCCAACUACUCACUCUGCAAUGAGAACACCAAGGCCAAGCUGAAGUCCGCCUUCACCCUGUUUUACAUCACGAUCGUUGGACACGCUUUAUCCAUAGCCUCCCUGCUCAUCUCUCUGGCCAUCCUCUUCUACUUCAGGAGCCUGAGCUGCCAAAGGAUCACCCUCCACAAGAACCUGUUCUGCUCCUACGUCCUCAACUCCGCGCUCACCAUCAUCUACCUCAUCACCGUCGUCAACAACCCCGAAAUGGUGAGCCGGAACCCGGUGGGCUGCAAGGUGGUGCACUUCUUCCACAUGUACAUGCUGGGCUGCAACUACUUCUGGAUGCUCUGCGAGGGCAUCUACCUCCACACGCUCAUCGUCGUGGCCGUGUUCGCCGAGGAGCAGCACCUGCACUGGUAUUACCUCCUGGGCUGGGGCUUUCCUCUGGUGCCUGCAUCCAUCCACGCCGUGGCGAGGAAAAAGUACUUCGAUGACAACUGUUGGAUGAGCGUGGAGACCCAUCUGCUCUACGCCGUUCACGGCCCCAUCGUGGCAGCGCUGCUCGUGAACCUCUUCUUCCUGCUCAACAUCAUCCGCGUGCUGGUGACCAAGCUGAGGGACACGCACCGGGCCGAGUCCAACAUGUACAUGAAGGCGGUGAGGGCCACGCUCAUCCUGGUGCCGCUGCUGGGGAUCCAGUUCGUCAUCUUCCCCUGGAGGCCGGAGAACCGGCUGGCGGGCGAGGUCUACGAGUACAUCAUGCACAUACUCAUGCACUACCAGGGUUUACUGGUGGCCACGAUCUUCUGCUUCUUCAACGGGGAGGUGCAGGCGGCUCUGAAGAGACAGUGGAUGCAGUAUAAGACCCAGUUGGGUCAGAGGCGCAAGGACCACUGCUCAAUGCGCUCCACGUCCUACACGGCCACCUCCAUCACCGAGGUGCCCGCCUUCAUGUACCACCACGACUGCAACAGUGAACACUUGAACGGACGCAACACCGAGGACCCGGAACUGGUGGCGCUGAAGUCGGGGGAGACGUACGCGUGAGCCGGAGCGGCGCGGAGCUAAAGGGCGACGGCAGCUCGGGCGCGCAGUAGGAGGUGGGGGCAGGGAAUCGACGGCUUUGCCCACAGCUCGGCCCAGGACGGAGAUACGGCGCUGCAGAUAAACAGCUGACGGAGGUGGAGACGGGACUGACUCUUUUUACCUGACACGACUGCUUCUUGGAGAACUCUGACGUCGUGGAUGCUCUCGACCCGAGCCACUUCCCGGAGCUGCUAAGCCGGAGACCGGGACAAAGGACGUGGACGAGCGUUCCACCAGCAUGGAGGCCGUCGUAGCUACAGACUGUGGGACGGUGAUGAUGAUCACAGAGGUGUAGACUUCUUCCAAACCUCAUCCAAACCAAAGGGUACUAUGACGUUGUCCUGUGUCCAGAUGUGCACAGAUGUGGUACCCUGCGUCAAAGGUCACACACACACACACACACACACACACACACACGCACACGCACACACACAGCACCUGAUCGUACAGUACGUGCCAUAAUAGAGGUCCACAUUUCAGCCUCUGUGCUUGAAGCUCUGGAAUCGUGUACAUAAUGUACGUUCACGGCGUCUCAUGAAAGUGUUUCAAUGUUUUAUAGAAGAUGUUAUUUUUGUUGCUAUAUUUUAUUCAUGCCAGUUCCUAAGUGCGUGCUACAUGUACGUGUGUGUCCCGCGACGCUACACUUGUUUUAGUUUCACAGGCCCGAGAAGCAGGAAGAAGCUAAAUAGGCAAAAGCGGUACGAGAAUAAACAACUCUAUUUAAGGUUAAAUAAGCAGGAAGUUGUUUUUAUUGCGCUGCGACUCGAUUGUGAUGUUAUUUUGCUGAUGACCCUGAUUCUGUUGUCAAUCAUCCGAUUCCACGCUCACGCUGCCUCUGAUGGAUCUAUCGUACCUAAACUGUGAAGAGCACGUUCCUCGUGGAGUCUGUAGCCUUUCAGCAUCUACUGCAUGUAGUCACAUCCAGAGCAGAGUGAGGAACCGAAGAGGAAGUUUCUAAGUUUGUGCCUGAACAGAAGAUUUUAUCUAAUUAGCUUUUUGUAACCAGCCCGGCACUUUGCCUCUGUCUAUAAGAGCGUCACAGCUUUAAAGGACUAUUCCGCACAGUGCAGUACAGCAGGACCUGCUGAUGUUUGGAGUAGUUCUUACAUGCACCAACAUUAAAUGAACCUAAUGAGGUCCAAUCAAAUCGUGAUAAUCACGUUAGCGAAGGCCCAGAUGCAGCUGUAAACCUGUAGCCGGCAGCAAAUACUGGCAGUGAGGUCGAAGGCAGGAAGAGAGCGUGACAAUCAGUGAACGACGGGAGGUUUUACCGCUACACACGUGCUCAUGUCCAAUAUUAAAUAAAUUAUUUAUUUUACUUUUAAAAUCAAA
Betta splendens (Siamese fighting fish) is the source of this 3953-nucleotide messenger RNA. It is a transcript of the gene calcr, whose product is annotated as calcitonin receptor. The transcript has 20 exons. Gene Ontology annotation, biological process: adenylate cyclase-activating G protein-coupled receptor signaling pathway; cell surface receptor signaling pathway; positive regulation of cytosolic calcium ion concentration. The coding region runs from base 420 to 2582 and encodes 720 amino acids. Gene Ontology annotation, cellular component: plasma membrane; axon. Lineage: Eukaryota; Metazoa; Chordata; Actinopteri; Anabantiformes; Osphronemidae. Gene Ontology annotation, molecular function: calcitonin receptor activity; amylin receptor activity. The record is from RefSeq and is a predicted model, not a curated record.